ACUUGCUCUCCACGCCGCGCGCACAGAUAUGAAACGACCGCCGAAACUCUCCUGUCUCGACGCAAGCGUUCUCCGCGAGGUCGCGGCAGUCAAAGUUGCGCCGUUCCUCGCGCGCCGCGUCUGUUCGGAGCGCUCGCGCAGUGGACGGCCGUAAGCGCGCGCGCUGAUCCGGAGGAACGCCGCUUCGCCGCCCUGUCGGCAAAACACUCCGGGAGCCAGAGAGAAACGCGUCGCGGGCUGAUCCGCGCGUUUAUUCGAUCCGCGCUCUCCCUCCGUUCGCGAACGCGCGCCUCGGUCGGGAUCGCCGAAGCCGGAGGGACACUUGGAGAGACUUUGUUCGCGGCCGGACACCUGCGCGUCCGCUUCACCUCGUGGCGAAACGUCGCUCUGAACCGCGGUGUCUUUUUCGCGCGGAGUGGAUUUUUUUUGGGGCUCGAUCGUUCCGUGGGUCCGUGUGUGCGUGCGUGCGCGCGCGUGCGCGUGUGUGCGUGCGUGCGUGUGUGUGUGUGUGUUUCUGAAGAUCAGACACGCUCCUCCUGAUCGGGUGUUUUCUCAUUGCGAUCUGUUUCCAUGUUUUUAGGUUUAUGUGAUAUUUCUAAAAAUGCAUCAUCACCAUCAUCAUCACCAUCAUCAUCAUCAGAGAAUGGCCGCGUUAGGGACGGAUAAAGAACUGAGCGAUUUGCUGGAUUUCAGCGCGAUGCGAAACAGCGAUUUGAAAAUGUUCCCCACAUCAAUGAUGUUUUCCCCUCCUGUCAGCAGCGGGAAGAACGGACCCACGUCCCUGGGAAGCGGACAUUUCUCUGGCUCAAAUCUGGAAGACAGAGCCAGCUCGUCUUGGGGAAACGGAGUCCGUGCCGCGAAGAAUUACGCUGACGGCUCUCAGUACAGUCACAUGGCCAGUCGGGACCUGGGGUCACAUGACAGCAUCUCUCCUCCGUACGCUAACUCCAGACUAGCAGGUAAAACGGAGCGAGCGUCGUAUUCUUACGGACGGGACGCCAGCAUUCACGGCUGUCAGUCGAGUCUCAUGGGAGGCGAGGUGGGGAUGGUCAGCCCGGAGACGGUGUCUCCCACCAAACUGGGCUCUCAGUAUUACCAGCAUUACGCAGGGAACCCGCGCCGAAGAGCCCUUCACAGCGACUCCAUGGAAGUCCAGACGAAGAAGGUUCGGAAAGUUCCUCCCGGACUGCCCUCAUCAGUAUACGCCCCAUCUGCCAGCACUGCCGAUUACAACCGAGACUCACCGGGUUACCCGUCCUCUAAAGCACCGGGCGGCAGCUUUCCCAGUUCCUUCUUUAUGCCAGACGGUCAUCACAGUACAGACCCAUGGAGCUCGUCUGGCAGUAUGAAUCAACCCGGAUACAACAGCAUGCUGGGAAACUCCACACACAGCGCUCAGAGCAGCAGCUACUGCGGCCUUCAUCCGCACGACAGACUCAGUUACCCGUCACACUCGUCAGCUGAGAUUAACCCCAGUCUUCCUCCCAUGUCCAGUUUCCAUCGCAGCGGCGGGACGAAUCACUACAGUACGGCGUCCUGCUCCGCAACAACCAACGGGACAGACAGCGUCAUGGCGAAUCGAGCGUCGAGCGGAGCGGCCAGCAGCUCACAGACGGGAGACGCGUUAGGAAAGGCUCUGGCUUCAAUCUAUUCCCCCGAUCACACCAAUAACAGCUUCUCAUCCAACCCCUCCACUCCUGUGGGAUCUCCUCCCUCGCUCACAGCUGCCGGCUCGGCCGUCUGGUCCAGAAACGGUCAGGGAGCCUCGUCCCCGAGCUACGAGCCGCCGCUGCACUCUCUGCAGAGCCGUAUCGAGGACCGUCUGGAGCGGCUGGACGAUGCUAUCCACGUGCUCCGGAGUCACGCGGUCGGUCCGUCCACAGCCAUGCCCGGAGCUCACGGAGACAUGCACGGACUCAUCCCUCCGUCUCACGCUCACAACGGAGCCAUGAGCGGCCUGAGCGCCGGAUACAGCGGAGGACUGCUGCCCUCCAACAGACACUCGCUCAUGGUCAGCGGUCAUCGCGAGGACGGCCUGAGGAGCGCUCACUCCAUCGUAGCCAAUCAGGUGUCAGUACCGCAGCUUCCUGUGCAGUCGGCCACGUCCCCCGACCUCAGCCAGUCCGAUCCGUACAGGGCGCUCUCCGGAGGUCUUCAGGGUCAGAGCACCUCGUCCGUGAGCUCAGAGAUCAAGUCUGAAGACGAGGGAGACGAGAACCUGCAGGACGGAAAGUCUCUGGACUCCAAGAAGGAGGACGUGGACAGCAAGGACCUGAAAGCUAUAGAGAGUAAUAACGACGACGAGGACCUGACCCCGGAGCAGAAGCUGGAGCGAGAGAAAGAGCGGCGCAUGGCUAACAACGCCCGCGAGCGGCUGAGGGUCCGAGACAUCAACGAGGCCUUCAAAGAGCUGGGUCGUAUGGUGCAGCUUCACCUGAAGAGCGACAAACCCCAGACCAAGCUCCUGAUCCUUCAUCAGGCCGUCGCCGUCAUCCUCAGCCUGGAGCAGCAGGUCCGAGAGCGCAAUCUCAACCCAAAAGCGGCGUGUCUGAAGAGGCGGGAGGAAGAGAAGGUGUCGUCGGACGGUGCUCCGCUCUCAUUGGCCGGCGGUCACCACAGCAUGGGCGAGGCGUCCAAUCCCAUGGGACAAAUGUAAAGAGCCACACCCCGUAAAUGGUCGAAGCUGCCAGAAUUCAUCAAAAUGAUGAGCGAUCACUUCCUUUGACAGCGUCAUUUCUGCCCCGACCGCCAGUCAAACAAUCAAUCGAGCGAGCGAGCGAACGAACGAACGAACGAACGAACUUCCAUCUGACCGACUGAACUCCUGCGCGUUACCGUUCCUGACUGCGUCUGUGAGGAUUGAUCCUGUAAAUUAGGGAGUUGGCGCCGGAUUCGUUGUGCAUAUCUUCCUCCAAGCAUUCCCUGUUGCAAAAGACGUUUUUACACACACACGCGCACACACACACACACACACACACACACACAAAAGAGCGCCGGGCGAUUCUUCAAACAUAUCAUGAUGUUGUGGAGGUGUGGGGAGCGAUCCUGUCCACACCGUGGAGCUUUUUGUAGCUGUGCCUCACGGAACUCCUUACGGAAAAACAAGAAUUGACGAAAUUCCCAAUCAGUCGGGACGAAAGAGGAGCCGUCAAUCAAACGACCCGGACCGGAUUUCGACGAAAAACCCUUCAAACCUUUGCAAUAAUGCCGUUUUAGUUCCUUUGAAACCAGCACGGAACCCCCUGGGCUCGUUUGCGCGAACUUCCCGCGGAAGUCACCGCUCUAUCCGUUUAUCCGCUUGUUUCUUAGCCAUCGACUCUACCCGAAAGCCCCUCCCGGACCCCGAAGAUGCAAUUUUAACAUGUGGAAACUUCAGCCAACGUGCCUUUUAGAGCUCAUAUCAUCACACAACUGGAGGAGAACAUUAUCUAGGAUGCAAGCGUGUAGGAAACGUUAGUCGUUAGGUCUAUGCAGUCGGGUUUUUUACGACCUGGAGUUUAAAAAAAAAAGUUACAAAAAAAAGUAAAAAGGUUAAAAAAAGUAUUUUUUGGAUAAACUGUAUUUAAUGUACUGUACGGCUAUAUGUAAUUAGAAGGUGUGUCCAGCCCCGUGUGGCCCCGCCCACAGCCCCGCCCACCUGUUACCGUCGUUAUUGAGCAUUGUAUUAUAGAUAUCCGCUUUUACGAAGCUUACAGGCUUGUUGUUGAGCCGCUGUAGUACAAAUGUGUGGUCGUACGUGUAUAAAAUGGCUUUUUCUCUUUUUUUUAUCUCUCUAUUCUUCGUCUGUACUGGUUUCUCUGUCAAAAAAAUGGAAAAAAAUGGACGGGAGGCACUGGAAGUGGACACAAAUCUAUUAGAAAAAUCGAUAUAUAUAAAUGUAGAAAUAUAUACAGUAUAUAAAGAGACGGAAAAAGGAGUUCACCAGGAGCGUUUUUCAUUCUGUAAAGCCGAGCGGAGACGUCGCCGACGACGUGACUCUAUUUUUCAUAACGUCGCCGCGAUUAUAACGGCGGCGAACGACACUCUCGCCGGGAAAAAAAACGCCGACGAAUCGGCCGGCGAAGGAAAAACACACACGGACAUUUGUAAAUUGUAUGCAACAAAUGCAAACGUACCAUUAUUUUGAAAUUGUGUAUGUAAAAGUUAUAUUUUUACAUGUAGGCUGUUGUUAUUUUGUGUUUUAGAAAUGCGUUGUAUCAGUUCUUCUCUUUUGUUUUUUCAGAGAAAAAUACUUCAUUGUGUGUUGAAACGUGUCGCAUUGAAAAUGUAGUGAAAAAAAAACGAAACAAAAACAGUACGUUUAUAUUUGCGGGAACAUUUUUCUUUUCUAUAACGGUGGGUGGUUGGGGGUCGGGAAUCGAUGCUAUACGAUUACUCUCUCAUCCUCUUUCAUCAUUACGUUGUCUUUUUUUUUUAUUUUUUUUUAUCGAGUAUUUUCUGUGUAAAUAGACGCGGGUCGACGACCCGCCGUUGAUCAUGUGGCCUGGUGAGGACGUGAUUGAUUAGCGUUAACGUGCGUCAACAAUCAGACCUUUAUUUACAUUUUCACUUUUGUAAAGAGACAUCGCUGAAGGGAUCGAAACGACGACUCGGAUGUGCUGCGCGUUCGCCGCCGGCCCUCGGGCGCAAAACUUAGGCCUGAGUUUGAUACGAAAUUCGGACAACAACGGUUUUAACAAACCAAUAAUCGUAGCGUGAUGCGUAUUUGUCAGUCGUGCAUAAAGGAAACCAAACUAAACGAUUUAUAUUUUUUAGCGUCGGUAAUCCAAUUCGCUUCAGUUUCACGGAUUUUAGCUAAUUCCUGUGGAAACACGAUAUAACAAAAAAUUACGAAAAUUUCGAAUUUUUGAAAAAAAAUCGCGCAAUUCGGACUUUUUUGUUUAUAUCUCACAAUUAUUUUUUUUUUCUCGCUAUUUUAUUUCAUGCCUCAUGUUUCUGAGAUUUUAUUAAUAUUAUACAUGUACAUUUUUUUAUAGUAUUUAGCGAAUUUUGACUUUUCGCGCAAUUCGUACUCGAAAUUCGUUUUUAUUCUUGCAAUUCUGACAUUGUAUCUCACAAUUAAACCUUUUUUUUCGCGAUUGCACGAUAUGCAGUUUUGCGUUAAUAUCUCAAAAUUCCGACAAUCUGCAUUUGUAAUUUUUCUCGCUUAUUUGUUUCCGCCAUGAAAUAAAACCUAAAAAUUCGGAUUUUUUGUUUCGCAGAACUGUGGAGGAAAAAAAACGGAGAAUUGUGACAUUUUCUUAAACGUCUUAUUUUACAUUUUUCAAUUCAGACUGUUUCCUCACAAUUUUAUAUCUCGCGAACAUUCUGCAUUUGUAUCUAAAUUUCCAACGUUGCUCCUCUGAAUGCUUUUUGUUUGUUUCUUUAUUGGUUUCCGCCAUUGGAUAAAAAAUUAAAAAAGUUAACUGCAACUUUUAAAUCUCGAAAUUGCAAGAAAUAAAUCUGGAUUGCGCGAUAAAAUAAUUUUAAUCCCUGAAAUAAGCAUCCAUACAAUUUAGCUUGUUCCUCAACCGGCCAUAUUUUAUAUAUUAACUAUAUAAAUAUUUAUUUACCGAUUCAUGCUGAUUUUAAUCAACGUGAAUGAAUGCAUGCUGAUUAUUUAUCGAUGCAAUUAUUUUUUUGUACAGUACGUUUCAUUAUGCGACGGACAGAAACGCAUCGCAUCAGGUUGCCGUGUUAACGUUAAAACUCCGUAAUCCAAAUUUCAUAUCGCGUAAAUCAUAAACGAAGGCCUAAAUAUGCUUUUAUUUCCUUUCUUUUUUUGCAAACGUGCACAAUAUCAUGGGUUUUUCUACUUGAUUUGCAGGUUUAAAAAAAACGAUUGCCGAAAACACUCCAGCAAAAGCCUAGUAUUGAAAAGUGUGGUACAUCUGUACUUUUGCAUUGCUUCAGACAUGCUAGUGUUCUUGUCCUUCAGUAAAUUUUCAACAUCUGAAGUUGUAUUUUGCCAGUGCUAAAGAUGUUUGACUGAUUCUCUCCUCGUGCCACAUCAUGUUGUUGUAGCCAAUUGAAUUACUAUGAUUGCAGUGGAAAAGAUGAUGUUUUCCUCUUGGUUGUUCAUAAUGUACAUACUUGUUCUUGCUUUUACGAACUGAUUUUUUUUAGUCCAAUGCAGAACUGAACUGUAAGCGAUCUUUUCCAUCCUCAGAAAGCAAACCUGGGCAGUGUCAUCUCUGUUUAUUUAAGUGCUCCUCGUGUGGAGGAUUGUGAGAUAAAGAUUAUUUGACGCAAACAGCAACGUACAGCUGGUUUUUGCUGCUUUCUCGGCUCGUUUGUCGGACGGAUGCGUUGUCUUUGUCACUUGAGUGUGAUUUCAAUAAAGAGAGACGAUCUAGAAGCUCAAAAGA
Puntigrus tetrazona (Sumatra barb) is the source of this 6347-nucleotide messenger RNA. Its product is annotated as transcription factor 4-like. Gene Ontology annotation, cellular component: transcription regulator complex. Gene Ontology annotation, molecular function: protein dimerization activity; RNA polymerase II cis-regulatory region sequence-specific DNA binding; DNA-binding transcription factor activity, RNA polymerase II-specific. Gene Ontology annotation, biological process: regulation of transcription by RNA polymerase II. NCBI's taxonomy places the organism in Eukaryota, Metazoa, Chordata, Actinopteri, Cypriniformes, Cyprinidae. The coding region runs from base 602 to 2656 and encodes 684 amino acids. The record is from RefSeq and is a predicted model, not a curated record. The transcript has 20 exons.